GACACGUUUUGAGGUGGGUUAGCAGGUUUUACCGUAUAGCUUUAUGGUAGACUGACAUUGCUGUUCGAUUAAAUGAAAACGCUCUGCGCCAUGGCAGAUCAGUUAAGUCCGGAUGAGAAGUUCCACCUCAUCACUAGGAACCUCCAGGAGGUCCUUGGAGAGGAGAAGCUGAAGCAGAUUCUCCAGGAGAGAGAGCUGAAGGUGUACUGGGGCACAGCAACCACUGGCAAACCCCACGUAGCUUACUUUGUCCCCAUGUCCAAGAUAGCAGACUUCCUUAAGGCUGGAUGUGAGGUCACUAUUCUGUUUGCAGACUUGCAUGCCUUCCUAGACAACAUGAAGGCCCCCUGGGAGCUGCUGGAGCUCAGGGUGAAAUACUACGAACAGGUCAUCAAGGCCAUGUUGGAGAGCAUUGGUGUGCCCCUGGACAAACUCAAGUUUGUCAAAGGAACUGACUUCCAGCUCAGCAGAGAGUACACUCUGGAUGUGUACCGUCUGUCCUCCAUGGUGACCGAGCAUGAUGCUAAGAAGGCUGGAGCUGAGGUCGUCAAGCAGGUGGAGCACCCCCUGCUCAGUGGCCUGCUCUACCCUGGACUACAGGCUCUGGAUGAGGAGUACCUCAAGGUGGAUGCCCAGUUUGGAGGAGUUGACCAGAGGAAGAUUUUCACUCUGGCAGAGAAGUACUUGCCUACCCUUGGCUAUGCCAAGCGCUCCCAUCUAAUGAACCCGAUGGUGCCAGGACUGACGGGGGCCAAGAUGAGCUCCUCAGAGGAAGAGUCAAAGAUUGAUCUGCUGGACUCUGCCGGAGACGUGAAGAAGAAGCUGAAGAAGGCUUUCUGUGAGCCGGGCAACAUCCAGAACAAUGGAGUCCUCUCCUUUGUCAAACAUGUGGUCUUCCCUCUCCACGGAGAGUUCUGCGUCAAAAGAGACCCCAAGUGGGGUGGAGACAAAAUCUACACUGCGUUUGAAGAGUUGGAGAAGGACUUUGCUCAGGAGCUGGUCCAUCCAGGAGACCUCAAGGCCUCCGUGGAAGUAGCACUAAACCAACUGCUGGAGCCAAUCCGAAAGAAGUUUGAGUCGCCUGAGCUCCGCAAACUUUCCAACACUGCCUACCCCAACCCCUCGAAGACGAAAGGGGCUGCAAAGGGCGCCAAGGAAGGAGGAGGAGAGGAUGACGAGCUGGACCCCUCCAGAGUGGACAUCAGGGUGGGCAAGAUCAUCAGUGUGGAGAAGCAUCCAGACGCUGAUUCACUGUACCUGGAGAAGAUUGAUGUGGGGGAGCCGCAGCCAAGAACGGUAGUCAGCGGUCUGGUGGCCUACGUUUCCCAGGAGGACUUGCAGGACCGACUGGUGUUGGUGCUGUGCAAUCUGAAACCCCAGAAGAUGCGAGGGAUUGAGUCUCAAGCCAUGCUGCUGUGUGCCUCUAUUGAAGGGGAGCCCAGGAGGGUGGAGCCUCUGGACCCUCCAGAGGGGUCGUCGCCAGGAGAACGGGUCUUUGUCGAGGGAUACGAGACGGGCAAACCAGACGACAAACUCAACCCAAAGAAGAAGGUGUGGGAGAAAGUACAGGUCGACCUGAAGAUAUCGGGCGAGUGUGUAGCUCAGUGGAAAGACAAGCAGCUGAUGACGAAACUAGGACAGAUCACAUGUAAGACACUCAAAGGAGGCAACAUCAGUUAGGUACGUCACGUUCACCACUCAAGCUGCUCCUGCCGGCCACAGGAAAUCAAGAAUACCUUCAUCAACAAAUCGCCGGUCCCAACUUCAUCUGGAUGUUUUCUUGGCGAGUGAUGGGACAUUGAUGCCAAAAGUCUCAGAUGCUUUGGACUGGCUGGGACAAAUUCUUUUACCUUGCUUUUACUUUAUUAGAAAAUGUAAUUCCUAAAAGUGUACAACCAAAUUCUGUAACUAGUCAACCUAUGAUUCAUUACUGUCUCUUUUUUACAUAGUGUUGUAUGGUGUUUCUAACACACUUUAAACCUACAUAUACAAUACGACAGUUUCUGCAAAAGAGACCUUCUGCUACUCAGAUAAUGAAGGAUUACUUUAUUGAAUGUUGCUGUACUGGCUGCCUGUGCCUGGAAGUAGCUGAUAAGGGAUCUUAGAUUGUUUUUAAAAGGGCACUUAAAGGUGCUCCAAGCGAUGUCACGUUUUUUUUUGUUUUUUUUUUAGGCUACAACAUGUUUUGUGACAUAGAGCAAACAUCUCCUCACUGUCCGCUAGCUGCCGGUCCCCUGAACACACUGUAAAAAACGCGGCCUCUGUAGACAGCCCAGGCUCCACAAAAGGCAAUGAAAACAAACCGAGCCAACCUGCACCACCAAACAUAACAAACAGUGUUCCAGCCAAUUACUGACAACAAGGAGUUGGUUGAGCCAUCGCCACAGCAGCGUUAGCACGUAGGCUACUUCCACAAUGCCAGUUCACGACUGUUUCAGGAAGCAGAGAAGGGAGGGGACAGGAUGAGCUAGUCUCCGUUUUGUUUGACAAUACUUUGAACGUAUAUUACAAGAAGUAACGUCACUCAACAUCGCUUGGAGCACCUUUUAAUGUUUCAGUACUUGUCUGGGCCUUGAUGGUAAAUCACAGGGAAGUGUGGCCAAUCUGCCAAACCUAAUUAAACAUGUUUUUGGGGUUUGAGAUGUAAGAUUAUCUAUAAAUAAAUGCCAUAUAUGCCAUGUACUAUAAGACAUAGGACGGUUUGCAAUGGGGGUAGUGUACAGAAAUCAAUAUCCAGACAUUAACGGUCAUAUAAUGAAAUGAUGCAUCAUCUCUAACAUGAAAUAAACGCUGGCUGAAUUCUGUGGUCUGCAGAAAUUAA
Messenger RNA from Perca flavescens (yellow perch), 2821 nucleotides. RefSeq names its product tyrosyl-tRNA synthetase 1 (gene yars1). Bases 73 to 1680 code for a protein of 535 amino acids. Lineage: Eukaryota; Metazoa; Chordata; Actinopteri; Perciformes; Percidae. The transcript has 14 exons. The record is from RefSeq and is a predicted model, not a curated record. Gene Ontology annotation, biological process: tyrosyl-tRNA aminoacylation. Gene Ontology annotation, molecular function: tyrosine-tRNA ligase activity; tRNA binding; ATP binding.